Molecule: messenger RNA, 2937 nt
Organism: Liolophura sinensis
Lineage: Eukaryota; Metazoa; Mollusca; Polyplacophora; Chitonida; Chitonidae
Product: gastrula zinc finger protein XlCGF26.1-like
Biological process (GO): regulation of transcription by RNA polymerase II
Cellular component (GO): transcription regulator complex; chromatin; PcG protein complex
Molecular function (GO): RNA polymerase II cis-regulatory region sequence-specific DNA binding; DNA-binding transcription factor activity, RNA polymerase II-specific
Source: RefSeq, a predicted model, not a curated record
CAACUGAUAAAUACAGCCCAAGUGUUGUGCAGGAAACAUGAAGCUAACUGAGAUUUGCUGGAAACAUGGAAAACACUGCUAAGGUAACAAAAUCACCUGGUUCUGGGAAUUUGGAGACAACAGUUGAAGAGACAGACCAACAUUGGAUGUGGCCGACUGUUAAAACUGAAGAUGUUCAUCUCUCAGAUGAACCUCGAGUGUGGCCGAAUGGCAAGAUAGAAGAGCUAGACCUCCAAGUUGAUGCUUCAGAUGAACAAGUGCAUCACAGGGAAGAGAAGGAAAGGCAAACUGUGAAUCAGUUCAAAUCAGCUACCCGCAAAGACGACUUUGGACUCGGUUCUGAACAUCUGUUAGAACCACCUCCUGCAGAGUGCUCCGAAAGUUCUGAUGGUUGCCAAGCGUCCUCACCAGCUCUUGAGGAAGAUGAUUUUGCACAUACCAGUGAUGAAUCCACUUUUGGAUUCUCUUCACAGACAACUGAGAGUGCUACCAUGGCGAUAACACCUACCAGUUUUACUUCAGAAUCAUUUGAUGUGGAAUCGGCCAUGGAUGAAAGCGAUACUUCAGCACAAAGCAGAACUCAGAAGGGUGAAAAGUCAUACUCCUGUGAAACUUGUGGCAAAGGCUUCGCUGAGAAAUCUAGGUUAAGGGCACACAAUAGAAUACACACAGGUGAAAAACCUUAUGCCUGUAAGACCUGUGAUGCUAGAUUUGCAGAUCAGUCAACAUUGAGAGUACACACUAGAAAACACACAGGUGAAAGACCAUACACCUGUACAACUUGUGGGAAGAGCUUUGCACACGGAACAACCUUGAAAAACCAUAGUCGCACACACACACCUGAAAAACCUUGCAUCUGUGUUACUUGUGGGAAGAGCUUUAGAACUGAAUCCAUCUUGGAACAACAUGUCCAAAUGCACACAGUUGAAAGGCCCCACCUCUGUGAAACUUGUGGUAAAAGUUUUACUAAUGAUUUCGCAUUAAAAACACACAGUCGCACACACACAGGCGAAAAACCUUACACCUGUGCUACUUGUGGUAAAGGUUUUGGACAGAAAGGAUCAAUGGAAAGACAUGCUCUCUCACACACAGGUCAGAUACCGUACACCUGUAUCACCUGUGGUAAAAGAUUUACACACCAGUCAAGGUUGGCAAAACACAGUCUCAAACACACCAGUGCAAAACCAUUCAAGUGUGAAAGUUGUGGCAUGGGGUUUGUUAGUCAGUCAGAAUUGAAUAAACACAUUCCGAAACACACAGGUGAAAAACGGCACAAGUGUGAAAUUUGCGGCGUAAGCUACAUGUAUCGGACUUGUACUACUUGUGCUAAAAGCUUUGCAGAUAAAGGUAGUUUGGACAUACACGUUCGCUUACACACAGGUGAAAAGCCUUAUAUAUGUAAGACCUGCGACAGGGCCUUCGCCCAGUUGUCCGCUUUGGAAAAGCACAUUCACAGUCACAAACCUGAAACACUUUACACCUGUGUUACUUGUAACAGAAGCUUUGCUCAAAUGUGCACGCUGGAAAGGCACAGAUGCAGACACACAAGUGAAAAGCCCUACACCUGUAUUACUUGUGGUGAGAGGUUUGCAGACCAGCCCACACUGACAGUACACGCUGAGAAGCAUACAGGUGAAAAACAGUACCCCUGUGAAGUGUGCGGCAUAAGCUUUGUGCACGAGUCGUCAAUGCUUAGGCACAAACAGGAACAUUUUCCACCUGUGAUUUUUGUGGCGAAAGCCUUUCAGUUCAUUUCACCUACAGUGAACGAGACAGCAAUGAUGACAGGUGGUACACCUGCAAAAUUGUGAUACAUCUUACACCUGAAUACUAUAUUCAUCAUCUGUGGCAAAGUGGUCAGUGUGCAAGGAACCUGUGGAUGGUCGUGGGUCCCACUGUCCAGUAAAAUAUUACCGGCCUGGAUAGCACAGUUGGUAGAGCGUCCGCUUCGGGACCGGUAGAUCCAGGAUCAAUCCUGGGUCGAGUCACACCUAAGACUUUAAAAGAGGAAGUUGUAACUUCCUCGCUUGGCGUUCAGCAUGAAGGGGAUAGUGCAACGACUGGUUGACCCGUAUCAGUAUAAUGGCUCGGGCGGGGCGGCUUACUUGCCUUCGGUAAGUCGUCUCAGUGAUGCAGCACUAAAUAAAAGAGCGGUGGAAAUCCGCCCUGCAACAAGGAGGCACAUUACACGUGCAUGCACCCUAAUGAUUCCUUCGUCGUCAUAUGACUGAAAAAUUGUUGAGUACGACGUUAAACCCCAAGCACUCAAGCACUCACUCCAGUAAAAUAUUCAGAUUUUAAAAAAAAAAAUUUUCAACUGAGUAAAGUGUUUUCAAAGCAUCAGAUUCUCUGUAGUGACCCGUGGGUAUCAGUGAUGUCACAUAGGUAUGUUUUGCCUGAAAUACUCUGUUUCAAGUUUCAUUUGGCGAAUGCAUUUAUAAACAGUAGGUUUAUGCAUUUUGAAUAAUGAAAUGUAGCACUCGGUGUGUUUUAAAUGGCAAAAACCUGAUGUGAUGUGACGCCCCCAUAUGAUCCAGAAAGGCCACCAUAGACUCCAAAGUUUCAAAUGCCUUUUAGUAGGUCAAAUAAAAACAUGAAUAGGCGUUUUUUGUAGGAACAGUGUUUAGUGUUUUUUCAUCUGGCAUACAUGUACACUUCAUGUUAGUGUUUUCUUUGCCUUAAAUACAAUAAAAUGAGCGUAAUGACUCAGGAGCCUCCCACCAAUGCGGUCGCUGUGAGUUUAAGCCCAGCUCAUGCUGGCUUCCUCUCCGGCCGUAUGUGGGAAGGUCUGUCAGCAACCUGCGGAUGGUCAUAGGUUUCCCCCGGGCUGUGCCCGGUUUCCCCCCACCAUAAUGCUAGCCGCAGUCGUAUAAGUGAAAUAUUUUUUAGUACGGUGUAAAACACCAAUCAAAUAAAUAGAUGAAUAAACAAUAAAAU